CGAAAUAGAAUAAAUAUAUCUUAAAAUAAAAAUCUAAAUAAAGAAGCUUUUGUAAUUUAUAAAAUUUAUAAAUUAAUAAAAUUUUAAAAUCCUAACAUUAUUAAUUUGUAGAGGUUCUCCUGUAGUAUAUACAGUUAUCUAUUAAAACCGUACCUUAUGUUAAAUAGUUUUUUCUUGUAUUCUUAUUUUUUUGCAAAACACUGUAUUCUCAAUUUAGUUUCUCAUUUUUUUUCGUUUUCUACCUGGAGAGUUUGCAGAAUCACAAGGCACAAAGGAGCUUCCGGAAGCAAAGAAUUGGCAAAGCUAGAAAACGACAACGGCCGUUCUGUCGUGUCCGGAGAUGCGGGGUCAAAACACGCUUUGGGAAAUAAACAAAGAACGAUAGUAUAAGAUAAGAGACCCGAUGGAGUAUUUGAUCAAGUCUUGUACCAAUCUUAAAGCAUUUGCAUAUGCAGUUACCAUGACCUACGGUCAUUUGAUUAAACAAAGACCUCGUCGUUCGUUUAGAAGAGGGCGAGUGAAUAUUUAACAUGUCCUAAUUUAGUUUCGUUUCGUAAAUACUUUUACAAACAAACGAAAAAGCAAGAUUUGAUGCUUUUGAUAUUUUAAAGCAUUAUGUAUGGGCAAGAAUAUAGACUAUUAUAUAAUCUGAUCUCAAACAAAGAUGAAAAACUUAAAAUUCCAAUUACUUUUUUUUAGCAUCCCGAUCAAACUCAGGUUCGAAAUCUUAUGUUAAUAAUCAACUCCAAUAUUCCGUAAGUCAUAAACAUAAACUAGAAGUCGUAAACAAUAUUUUCCAUGUCAUAAACAAUGAAAAGGUCUUAAACAAUGAAGAAAAAAAAUUGCAAUAUGACAAUUUCUAACAGUUUUAGGUCAAUUAAUAUUAGAGUUAUUUAAUAAUUUAAUAUUAAGGUAGAUCGACGUCAAUUAGUAUUGGGGAUAAUAAACAAAAAGACCAUCUAUUCCUUAAAAGUUAAAACACACAACUAUUAAAUGUUGAACAAGUCAACAACAAAUAACCUAGAAAACACACAGAAGUGCGUAAGAGAGAGAAAAUUUGAUCUCUAGUAUGAGCAUGUUGCGAGCGGAGCAAUCUGCUUGAAUAUUCUUAUAGUGUGUGGUUUAAAUACCAAACGAAAAAAUUAGAGAAUAGUUCUUCAAAUCUACUUAUCUCAUUCUCUACUGAAACUACAUGAUCAACAAAUCAUUUGAUUUUUUUUAUCCGUAAGAAAGAACAGAAAUUACAUCCUGUGUCGCAAUGCAUUUUCCCCCCGGUAAAUCUCCCCAUACAAUUCAUUGUGCAAAUCAAACUCUCGAGCUUCAAAUGCAAAGCAUAGACGGAUAGACCCUUCGGAUACUCGCUACUCAGCUCGUUUGUUCUCCUUCUUUCCAUGGUAUAUCUAGUAUGCAUGCAAAUACUAGAGAGCGUGCAUCAUCGUAGACAGUUUGUUUUAAACAAAAAACUAGGAUAGUGAUCCUAGUUUUGUUUCUGUACAAUCAUAAUUCUUUACUGAUUUUACCAAAAAAAAAAAUUCUUUACGGAACAUAAAUUACCUUAAUAGCUCACUAAUUUAGUAUGAAAAAGUCAUUUUUCUAUCGUAUAAUUAUAGUGUAUAUAUAUACAUUUCUAGUGCUUCAAAAUUCGAAAGAAAAUAAACUAUAAAAGUAUGUAUAUCUUCUGAAAUGUUAAAACUUCUUGUGAAUGAGUACAUUUUUCGUUAGCUACAAUCCUUGGUCAUUAUUUUUAAGACUAAACCUCGGUCAUUAAUAAGUUUUAAAUUCGUGGGUCUUUGUUUGACCUCACGGUAAGUUAAAGAAUACGACUAUGAAAAAUCACAUGAUAGAGAAAUAAUACACCUAAAUAAAAUAAAAAUAUAUAAUUAUGUGACAUAUGAAGCAACUCGUGAGCAUAUAAAUAAGUGUCCCCUGGUUCCUGCUUUGCCAUCAUCAACUCACCACCGACUUCAAAUGGACCCAACCGAUACCCAUUCCCAAGAGCAUGAGGGUGAUUUCAUUAACAUCACCCAGCUUUCAAAUCCGGCAGGCGAUGAAAAUGUUGGUCACCCCUCGGCGGAUGAAGUAACGAACCAAACCGAUGUUUCUCCCCCGCAAGUGACAGAAAAUAGCAAAGAAACUAAGUGCGGUAUGGGACCAGGUUUAAGUUUAAAAACAUUUUGAAUUCAUUUCUGAAAUUGUUUCAAUAAUUUAGGUCUAUAUAUAUUGGCUCUGUAUGUUUAUUACGAAAUUUAAAAUUUUGGGCUGCUAUUAUUGUUGUUAGAAAACAUUAUAUAGAGAAACAAAAAAGUUUGUUUGAAAUUCAUAUCUUACGUUACGUCGAUAGUGACCAUGCAUGUGUAGAAUAGAAAUCAUGCAUUGGUUAAUUUGGUUACUAAGCUCACCCAAUGUUGAAUAUCGCAUUUGCAUGCAUGGUAGCAUAUUUAAUAUUUCACGAAUUUGAUACGUUAAUCUGGUAGACAAGUGUUGUCUAUAUGUACACCUGAAGAAACAAGAAAGCUAUAAAUUAUUAUACAUAUAAUAUCAUUCUUCUGAAUUAUCGGAAUCAAGAACAUCAAAUUUAGUAUUUUCUUGACUCCAAAAUUUUGUUAAAAUGUGUUGUAGGAACCGAUAAAACACAAGAAACGAGCAGGAAAGAUGAUGGACCUGAAACUGAAAAUGACGUGGGUAAAGAGAAACAUUUGGAGAAAGACCACGAGGGAAGUUGGAGCAAGAAAGGUCAUGAGGAUGUGCUGAAGGAGAUACAAAUGCCAAAGACUCAUGAUCUCUACUGUUCAAACUGCACUCACAAGAUCACCGGAACUGCUAAACUCUUUAAAAAGGGACAAGAGACUUUUCCUUACAACAUAGAUAGAUUCGUAUUCGUUAUCAUUUUCUCGUUCAAGUACCCUUUCAUUUACAUCCCAUGGUUGUAUAACAUCACCCAAGGUAUGCAUUUAUAUACACACGUAUUAAAUAUACAUGUUGGAUGACGAUGAUGAUGGUUCUCAAGUAUUGUUUCUUGAUAAUUUGUAGAUCCAGUUAAAACCAUUCAAUCUGAUCCUAUCCAUCGACCUGAAGGUAUGUAUAUAUACACACAUAUAUUAAAUAUAUAUAUUAAUGUUGGAUGAUGAUGAUGAUGGUGCUCAAGUGUUGUUUCUUAAUAAUUUGUAGAGCCAGACAAAACCAACCAGCUUCUUCCUCCUGAAGGUAUGCAUAUAUACACACAUAUUAAAUAUAUAAUAUAUAUGUUGGACGAUGAUGGUGAUGGUGCUAUAGUAUUUGAUUAUUCAUUUAUUGGUUUGUAGAGCCAGUCAAAAGACUCAAAAUCGACCAGCCUAUACCUCCUGUUUCUCCUAAAGGUAUGCAUAUAUAUACACACAUUAAAUACAAAUGUGUUGGAUGAUGAUGGUGCUCAAGUAUUGUUUCUUGAUAUGUAGAGCCAGUCAAACUCAACCAGCCUAAUCCUCUUCCUCCAAAAGGUAUGUAUGUGUGUACAUAUUGCUUUACAAAUUUACAAUGGAGACAAUUCGAUUUCUCAAAUGUUUUGACCGACUGAUUCUUGAUCUCUAUGAAUAGUCCCAUCUGAUCCAAAACCGGACAAUACUUUGGCUACACUGCUAGUAAAUAUACGAGAGAAACUUUUGCAAAACCGUUUGCCAAGGCUCAGUCCCACUUCUCAGCGGUUCCUAUUGGUUUUGGUUCUGCUAUUGCUGUCAGUCAUUCUUCUGCUGACCCUGCCUUCUCGGCCAUCAGACCCAUCACCACCACCACCACCACCACAGCGUCCAAGUAAGCAUGGAAAUUCAAAGGAGACUGAUGUUCAGCUAGGUCCAGGAGAAAAUGUUCCAGAGAAUGGGGAAGGAGGAGACGUCUCCUUUUCCUGGCUCACAAACUUCUUGAGUAGCAAUUACCUUUCCAUAAUCUUAUUGUUGUUCCUAGCCAUUCUGGCUGUGCUCUGGCGUUCCAUGAUAGGUGAUUCCUUUAUCUUUCAUUUGCUCUUUUGUCACCUAACUUUACUAAAGAUUUACCAAAGCCAUCAAUCUAUAUGUUGCAGAGGUCCGAGAGAAUGAUCCACAAGAUACCGGGGCUGUCACAAAUCCUCAAGAACUUGAUGAUGUUACAGAUCAAGCUGAAGGUCCUCUCACAAAUCUGAGUGAAAUAAAGAUGAAUAUAAAAUAUAAUCACAAAAUAUAUACUAUGAUCUCUCUCUGACUCUCUCUUUCACUUUUUGCUUCAGAUACUAAUCAUCCGGUCGGAGAGGUCAUCCGUAUAAAGCUCUUACAACUAAAGCUAGACAUCCUGAAGAGUAUUGUAUACGGAGGUCUAAUCGAGUCCAUCACAAGCUUUGGUGUUGUAUCCUCCGCUGCUGCUUCCGGAACUUCCACUCGUAAGUACACAUGAACACACAAACAGUGACUUGAAAUUUUUUCAUACAUUAUCAAUUCAAAUUAAUACUGUUUUUACUUGCAGUCAACGUUCUGGCCUUGGGGCUAGCCAAUUUAUUCAGUGGCCUUUUUAUAAUCAUUCACAAUGUAAGUCAUUUUUUUCUCAUGUGUCUAAACACAUUUAUCAGUAAAAUUACACUUACGAAAGAUUUAUGUAUUUUGGCAGCUAUAUGGACUCUUUAAACGACCACGAUACCAAAGCUGGAACAACGAUCAUAUGCCAGAACUGGUAUCAGUAGAUCCAUACGAGGAGCUGCUAGGAAAAAGAAACAAAGUCAUACUCCAUUGCUUCGUUGUUUUGAUUUCAUUCAUCUUCUUCGGUGUGAUCCCUCCCCUCUUCUACGGCUUCUCUUUCAAAAUAACAGACAAGGGACGCUACCAAGAAGCUGCGAUUUUCGUCGCCGCAUCUCUGGUCUGCGUCAUAUCUCUCUCCUUCGCCAAAGCUUACGCCUUUGGCAUGGAUAAACUCAAGACCGUGGCUGCAUAUACUGGAAUAGCCAUUGGUGGGUCUGCGCUUUCUUUCGUUGCAAGUCAACACGCCAGAGAUGUGUUUGCAAACUAUGACUUUCAUAAGCUUGCAUCUGAUUAUCUAAAAGGGUGAUUUACAGAUCACAGAAGAGUUGUUCUUUAGCUGAUUUGUCUCUUUGUUCCAUAGAACAGAGAUAUCUAUCGUUUCCUUGUGUCCCAAGUCUUUAAUGUGUGUUUGUACACGAACUAGUUUUGUUUCUCUGUAAGCAAAAGGUUCGAAUCUUAUCAAUUUAUAAUAAUAAUCAAUUUCAUUUUUCAAAUUUUCAUAUAUUAACCAAAAAACAAUCUUUAUCAAAAAUAAUUAAUUUCAUUUUCGUCAUUUUGGUAAAGUAACAAAAGACAGAAUAUUGGUUAGUCGUGUUGGUUAGGAAUAAAAUAAAGAACGUGGACAUCGUGGGAUAAAAAUAUUCAGACAAGGAAACUAACAAUAAAACAGUAAUGAACAUAGUUCUGAAUCUCAUCUUUGUGUAUCUCCAAUGGAAUCCACCGCCACGAAUCAGACUCCCUCUCCAAGCUCCACCGUCGACGAUGACAACGGCGACGGUGUCAAUACCGAGGAAUUUACCAAACUACCCCCGGACUCACCACACAGCAGCGAGGAUGAAGAUAGCGUUGACUUUAGCCACGAACAAGACUCUAGUUUGGUACCCAUAGGAUUCGAGUUACAUGACGCUAUUGACACUGGGAGUGCUUCAAGAUCUGUAAGAGGAAAAGAUUCACAAACAGAACGUGAUUUCUUGGAUAGUGAUGUGGAGAUUGUGAUCAAGAACCAGCAUGAGUAUUACUUUUACUGCCCAUGCUGUGGUGAAGACAUCACCAAAACAGUCAAGCUCGUGAAGAAAUCAGAUAUCCAACCCGCAAAAAUAACUGACAAUGCAAAUAAACCUAUUGACACUAAGAAUGGUUCAAGAUCCGAAGACAAGAAGACAAAAGCUUCGUCCUGGUUCCCUGUUGAUCUCCAGAAGCUGUUUCUUUCUGUUUAUGGCCACAUCAAAGACAAAGAUUCAGGAAAGAUAGAGGUUGAUUCAAAGUCAACUAUCAAUGAUCUUGGUACCAAUAGUGAGGAACCGAGCAUUGAUGUCAAGACUGAGAAAGGCAGACCGAGUUUUCCCAAGUGGUACCUCGAUGUUUUUGCUUGGUUGUUCCUCUGUAUUAUCAUUGCUCUUUCUUUCCUUUUCACUUCCCCUCAGCAGUCAUCGCCUUUCAUUGCACCACCACAUCUGGAACUGCCUUCUAUCCCUCCAUUGACGCUGCCUUCAUUAUCUAUACUUUGGUUACUUCCAGCGUUUUCGGUGUUGUCUCUAGUAAUUAUGGCAAUUAGGUCCGGUUACAUUCCCAUACAUCACAAAGAGAAAGGCGACAAAGAGGUUGGUUCCAAGUCUACUGAUACUACUAGUGAAGAACAGAUUAAGAAAACUAAAAUUGAAGAUGGCCAAGCUGCAGAUUCUUGUCAAGAUUCUGACAAGAAGACAGACAACCAAAAAGUUCACCCGGUUCUGGUAGAUCCUCCUCCACCACAGGAGCAACCGUCUAUGCAAAUUGCCAAUAAGGAAACACCACCUAAAACUCAAGCAGAACCUGGGGUUCAACCAGAUACUCAACCAGAGAUCCCAAAGAGUGUUGAAACUCCAAAAGGCGGUAAUAAACUUGAAAUCUUGAAAAGUAUUGUGUAUGGAGGUCUAACACAAUCCAUCACGAGUCUUUGCACCGUAACAUCUGCAGCUGCUUCUGGUGCUUCAACUCUGAAUGUUUUGGCCUUGGGAGUUGCCAACUUGUCAAGCGGUCUUCUUCUGAUUGUUCACAGCCUCCAAGAACUAAUAAACGAGAAACCCAAAACAAGAACCAACACUGAUGAUCAGAAAGAAUCAGACGCAGAUGUUGAGGAAGAAGAAGAAGAAGAUAGGUAUGUGGAAGCUCUGGGAAGAAGAGAGAAAUGGUGGUUUCACAGGCUGAUAGCAAUCUCCUCUUUCGUCGUAUUCGGGCUGAUCCCACCUCUCGUAUACGGUUUCUCGUUCAGAAGAAGAGUCGAGAAGAGACAAGAGUACAAGACUUUAGCGGUUUACGCAGUGUCUCUCCUCUGCAUCGUCUUGCUCUCAGUUGCGAAAGCUUACGUCUCGAAGAGACGCGAGUAUGUCAAGACUCUGUUUAGGUACACGUCAAUGGCGACGACCGCGUCGGGAUUCUCUACGUUCAUGGGAUAUUUCGUGAACCAGUGGCUUGAGAAAAGCGGGUUUUAUGAUGAAUCUACAGAAACUCCACGAGUUUGAGACUGUGUUCUUGUUCUGUCUUUUACUUUACAUUGUCCUUUUCUUUCCUUUUAUAGUGUCGAAUGUUUUCAUUACAAAACUAAAGAACCUUUUUGUCAGAACAAAGAAAACGAUUUUGUUAAGAUUCAUCUUUUAACAUGCACGAGAAAGAUGUUAAAAUUUAA
Messenger RNA from Brassica rapa (field mustard), 7401 nucleotides. RefSeq names its product membrane protein of ER body 1. NCBI's taxonomy places the organism in Eukaryota, Viridiplantae, Streptophyta, Magnoliopsida, Brassicales, Brassicaceae. The record is from RefSeq and is a predicted model, not a curated record.